AUGCGCGUCGCCCUCUCCGCCAUCGUCGCGGCUCUGCCGCUGCUCGCCUCUGCCGAGGAGAAUCCCUUCGCCCAGUACCAGGCACACAUCCAGAACUUCCUCGGCCGCGUGUCCUCAUCCAUUCCCAACCCCGGCCGCCAUGAUCCCGUCGCUGCCCUUGAGGCCAAGCUGGGCUCCAUGAAGCUGUCCACCCUGACCCUCGAAAACUGGAAGCAGACGCUCUAUGAGCCGGUGGCCCCCGCCGCCACUGUUCCCGAAGAGUGGUGGGUUCUCAUCACGGGGCGGAACAAGACCUGCUUUGGCCAUUGCGGCAAGGUUGAACAGGCCUUCAACGAGACGGCAGCCAAGUUCGCCCUCACCCCCGGCUCUCCCCACAUGGGCUACCUCAACUGCGACGACCAGCCCAUCCUCUGCAACAGCUGGUCCGCUAGCACGGCUCACAUCUGGUCCUUCGCCAUGCUGCCGGCCCCCGCUCCCGUCGAGAUUUAUAAGAAGAGGCUCAACCUCACCACCACGACCUCGUCCGACCUCGUCGCUCUGCAAUCAUCCAAGAGUAAGGCUGAAUGGACCCUCCUCGAGUCGUGGUUCCACCCUUUCAACAGCCACGCCGCCGAGUACGGUCUCGCUGUUCCUUACGGAUACGUCAUGUGGGCUUUCAACCUGGUCCCCAAUUGGCUCUUCAUGGUCAUCGUCUCCUUUGCUAGUCGAAGCAUGAUGUAA
This is a messenger RNA of Hirsutella rhossiliensis, 720 nucleotides long. RefSeq names its product peptidyl-tRNA hydrolase. Lineage: Eukaryota; Fungi; Ascomycota; Sordariomycetes; Hypocreales; Ophiocordycipitaceae. The coding region runs from base 1 to 720 and encodes 239 amino acids. The record is from RefSeq and is a predicted model, not a curated record. The transcript is spliced from 2 exons.